AUGGCAAGCGCGAAGGGCGGGGUGCGGAGGUCUGUGGAGCCGAACAUUACCCUCUUCAGCCCCGCCGAGAUUCGCGUGGCCAUGAUCCCUGUCGGAGAGGCGCCGGAUGCGGAGUUCCAGCGGUGUGCCUCCCUGAUCACCCGGCACAAGCAGGUGAAGCUGUCUCACGUGCGGACCUUUCAUCACGAAGCCCACAAGACGCCCUUCAAGCACAUCCCCUGGAAGAGCGGGAACAUGAACUUCAAGUUCCUCGGGGAGGAGGCCGCCCUGGGCCCCAGCCCUCUGUCCACGCUGCAUGCCCACCGGGCGGUGCUGGGCGUGAUUGGCAUCCUACACUGUGGGCACACACGUGACCUGGCCAAGGCCUGCCGCGCUUUCCAGCAGCGCUGCCAUGCGUUCAAGGGCGCCUUCACCGUGCGGCUCUUCGGCUUCGACCCCACCGACGCCCAGGUGGGCGGCGGCCUGCUGGCCCUCCCGGGCCUCGACACCUUCCCUCCGGGUGCCACCCCAGAGCACCUGCAGCACCACGCCGAGGUGGUCAUGCACGACUACGCGGCCUGCAUGCUGGGCGAGCUGGAGCGCUGGAUGCACAGCGCCUCGCCCGCCAUGCUGGACCUGGGCUCGCUGGUGGACGCGCCGGAGUUCACGGGGGCCGGGCCCCUGGAGGCGGUGCAGACGCGGCUCUACAGUGACGAGGAGGUGAAGACAAAGAAACGGUAUGGCCGGCUGCAGAAGGCUAUGGGCGACCACUGCCUGCUUGCGGGGUCACCGCGGGACGCGCUGGACCACUUCAACGUCGCCGCCGAUUUGUGCCGCGUGGUGGGGGACUGGGUCUUCCAGGCGGGGGCGUUGGAGGGCCAGGCCAGCGCCAAGGCGCUGGAGGCGGCGAUGGACGCGGGGGGGUACACGGUGAACCAGGCCUCCGUCUUCACCGACGACAAGCAGUGGCGGCGCGGCCGCGAUGGCCAGGCCUCCGGCACCGCCUCCGAGGCUGGCACUCCCGUGUCCAGCCGCGAUCUGGGGUCUGGGGACCGACAGGCCAGCGGAGGGGUCGUUACCUCAGGGCUGGAGGUCGAGCAGUCGGGGUCGAAUGGGACUGCGCCCCAGGCCGCAGACGACGCGCUGUCCCAGGCCGGCACGGGCACCAGCACGGCCUUCGGCGGUCCCAAGUUCUGGAAGGCGUUGCGCAGCUCCGGCGUGGAGGGGGAGGUGCGCGCGCACAUGGCCGAGGCCAAGGCGGCGUUGCGGCGCAAGGGCGUGCUGCCGCUGCAGGCGGAAGCCGAUUUGAAGCUGGCGCGCUUCCUGGCCGGCCUUCACGGCGAGGCGGCGCGGGCUGAGGUGUCCGACCUGGUCACAGGCGUGCUUUCCUUGGUUGAGGGCAUGCCCCUGCCCGAGGACCGUAUGCUGGCCUUCGUGGAGGGCGCGGGGGCGCUGGGGCUGGUGGGCUCGCUGCGCAAGCGCAUGCUCCUCCUCUGGCAGGCGGUGGAGCUGAGCAAGUACCUAGGCUUCCCCAAUCUGCGCAGCCUGGAGGUCGCCAGGAAGGCGCUGGAGCCGCCGGAUCGACACAUGGACCCUGUGGGCCUGGAGGAGCCCUGGAGCACGCCCCGCUCCGCCCUGCACCGGGAGAGCCCCAGCCUGUGGCCCCAGGUGCGCGCCGGCUGCCUGGAGGCCAUCCUGGGGCUGGCCAUCUACGCCAAGCAGCACGCCGAGGUGUGGGAGGCGGCGGCCGUGCUCCUGCGCGACCACCCCGCCGAGCUGUCGCCGCACCGCCAGCAGAGCCUGCUGGAGAACAUGCUGGCCGCCGCGGCGCAGAUGGCGCCCGCCGAGCGGAUGGUGCUCGAGGUCGAGUACCUGGGCACCCACGACGCGCGCCCCGUGUCCCCCGCUGCCCAGCCCACGGUGGGUGUGUUUCGGGGGGUUGGGGGGGAGGUUUUCUGGGUAGGAAGUCGAAGGAAACAGGCUGCAACAGGGUAUCACUGCCCUGGCUGGAUCCCCGUGAUCGGCGCCUGCUCGGCGAGUGUGGGGCCGUCAACCCGCCUCCACCCCCUCUCAAAUCAACCCACCCCUGGCCUCUGCAGUCGGCGUGGCGCAACAAGCCGGUGUCUCUGA
Molecule: messenger RNA, 2109 nt
Organism: Auxenochlorella protothecoides
Lineage: Eukaryota; Viridiplantae; Chlorophyta; Trebouxiophyceae; Chlorellales; Chlorellaceae
Product: Trafficking protein particle complex subunit 9
Exons: 11
Coding region: 1-2109 (702 amino acids)
Cellular component (GO): trans-Golgi network
Source: RefSeq, a predicted model, not a curated record